Molecule: messenger RNA, 2453 nt
Organism: Coffea arabica (coffee)
Lineage: Eukaryota; Viridiplantae; Streptophyta; Magnoliopsida; Gentianales; Rubiaceae
Source: RefSeq, a predicted model, not a curated record
UGUGCGUGCAUCCCUUGUAAUGACCUCGGCUUCGCUCUCCGCCAUUCUCACUCCGUUCCUCCUCUCUGUCUCUGUUGAAAAGGCAAAGGAGGGCAGUAGUAGACUAGCAGUCGCAGCAGCAGCAUUAGGAUAGAGUGUAUUUUUCUUCCGGUAGCCCGUCAUAUUGAGACUUUGGCGGGCUGCCCAGCCGAGAGAUGCCCCAUCCUCCUCCCCCUCCUCACCAGUAAUCCGGGUACCCGCCGACUAUAGUACAUACUAAUAAUCACAAUAACAAAAAGCCCCCCUAUUUUUUGCACCCUCCUCAAAAACUUAGAUGGCCGAUCACGACCAGGAUUGGGAAAUUCGGAUUUCCACCUCCCCCUCUUCUUCAAAAAAGGGCACUGCUGCUUGUCUGCCUCCUCCUGAGGUCAUUAAUGUUGGAGCAGACAGUUAUAUUGAUGUUGAAGAGGAGGAGGAUGCUGAAGAGUACGAUGACGACGUCGAUGAUGACGACACCGGCUCUGAUGAAAAGUUGGGAUUGGCAUGCCCCUUUUGUUCCGAGGAUUUUGACGUCCUAGAAUUAUACUGUCAUGUUGAUGUCGUCCAUCACAAGGAGGCCAGAGCUCAAAUUUGUCCAGUUUGUGUUUCAAAGGUGGACGCGAACAUGGCUGUACAUCUAAUUACUCAGCACGAGACUAUCUUGAAGAUUCUUUGCAAAAAGAAAUUCUGCAAUGGUGGAUCUCAUCCAGCCCUUUCUUCCUUGAAAAAGGAGUUAUGGGAUGAACAUUUGCACUCACCUCCUAAGGGUUCUCGCGUCAGUUCUUCUUCUGCUGUAGAAUCUGAUUCUCUCCUUUUACCGUUUCUCUACAAUCCUCAACCUGAAAUAGUUAGACCUCUGAUUGAAGGAAGCUCAUUAGGGAGCGAUUCACCUGAUAGUAACUUAGAAAGUCAUAUCCAGCAAGCUGAAAAAUGAAAGCAAUAAGGAUGAAUCUGCUUAUAGAAACGGGUGUUGCCCGUGUGUCUGUACUUUUAGCUUCUUGUGAACUAAAUGGGCAAUGAUGGAGCGGAAACAAAUUUGCAGGAUCCUGAUACAAAGUGCUGAAAAUAUCAUGAGAAAUUUUUUAUGGAUAGAAUAACUUGUAUAAAGGGUAUUCAGAUACUAUAUGGCUGGUACAUAUUGGGGGUAAGAUGGUGUAGACUUGAAACUUUUCAGGGUAUAGUGUUUGGAGAGUAAAUUAUUUGAGAUAAAUUUGUGAAAAAUACUGUAGCACCUAUUUGAUGUGAUGUAUGUGAGAUAAAAAGGUGAUUGAAAAAUGUGUUGAUGAUACAAGCACGUCAGUGUGCAAGUGGAAAUAAUAUGUAAUCCAAACACACUUGUACUGUGCAAUGUCAUCUCUUUCAUUCGGACGAUAGGGGUUCACUGCUUCAAUUUUUUUGAACAACUGAUUUUAUCUUUUGAUUUUGAAAAAGUUAAAUACAUUUUUUAUUUUCAAUUGCUUUUCAAAACCUGCUUUUAGGUUUUCUAGAUGCCAAAGAUCUGAUAAUCAUAAGCAGCAGAAAAGCUACUUCUGGGUUCUAAUUCUGCUUUCAAGAAUCAGAAGCAAUUCAGCACAAGGCCAGAAAAUUGUUAGGAUGUGAAUUCAAGCUGUUUCCUUCUUUCGUUCUUAUUUUUCUUUUACUUUUUGGUGAACACUAUGGAUGCAUAACUGUAGAGGGCUAGCUCACCAGAUGAUUGAUAAAAACAGCAUGCUUGAGAUAUAAGUAGUUUCAUGUAUGACUGCUUGUUAAUCUUCAGAAUAGCUAAGUUCCAGUUCUCUUCUGGUAAGUACUCGGUGUUUCUACAUAUCAUUGCUUAUUAAAACAGUUUUGAUGAUUGGCGUUGUUUUAUCAAAUUUGUGGCAGCGGAAAUGUCAACUUGUCUGCUCUUCCUGACAAGGAUGAAGAGAAGGCUCAGAGAUGUGAAUUUAUACGUGACUUAUUGGUUUCCACCAUUUUGGGCGACCAACUCUGAGCAGGAGAAUUGGAUGUCUGGUUGUCAUUUCUCGAGUGUUAACGUAGAAGCCUGUGACUGAAGCUGCAUCUUUUUGACGUCAUGAUGGAUAUAACAAAAAUAAUUAGGCUUGAAUUAGGAAGCUGCUGAUGCAUGUCAUAAGUCAAACACCAUCUGUUUGAGCUAUGGCUAGCUGGCCUUGCCUUUCUCUUCUUUAGAUAGCGCUGUUGUUGAGCAACAGUCAAGAGUCCUAGGUGCUGUUACACUUUAGUCGAGUUGUGAGCGGUCAUUUUGUAAUAUGAGCAGCUUGGAUGAUCAAAUUCUUUUAGUUCAAGGUGUCCCUAGUAGCACAUUGUUGUCCGUCCUUGUAGUUAGCUGAUACUUAUGAAUGUAAAUUCAUGUGUCUACAUGGAAUUCCCAGAAAGCAGGCUUAUGUCUUUACUGUCAGAUUCACUUAUCUAUAACACUAUAUUCUUCAGAUAAU